Molecule: messenger RNA, 2446 nt
Organism: Pogonomyrmex barbatus (red harvester ant)
Lineage: Eukaryota; Metazoa; Arthropoda; Insecta; Hymenoptera; Formicidae
Gene: hig
Product: locomotion-related protein hikaru genki
Source: RefSeq, a predicted model, not a curated record
AUUUAUGUAUGGUUUCGAACGAUCAUACUGAACGAUAUUGAAUAGUGACAGUUGUGAACAUUGUUGAUCAUUAAAUAACCAGCUCGACGUUGUCCACUUAACAAUUGUCUAUCGUUCUGUAAACGACCUUUACAAAUUUCCGAUGAACAUUAUCACCCAGUAUAUCCACAGAAUUACAGAUCUGGCACAUGGACCAAAUGGAGUUCUGGAUUGAAAGCAAGCAGCGUUGGGAGAAAGAGAAGGAGAGAAAGAGAGAGAGAGAGAGAGAGAGAGAGGAAAGGACGGCCGGGAGGACGGGAGGGUGACCGCAUGCGCAUCCCUCAGAACAGCGAGUCUCGAGCCACCCCUGCCGAUUAUGGAUGUUUAGUAUCGACGUUGUUACUAGUGUGUCGUCGCUCGCUGCCGCAUCCGAUUGCAGGGUGUAACAAUCACGCUCAGUGCGAGGGGAGAAGAGAGAGAGAGAGAAAGAGAGAGAGUGGAAUACGUCCUUCCGUUCUAAAAGAUAAUGAGCGGGAUCGCGAGACGGCAGCCGAUGCCGAUCGGCGACACGCGAUCAUGCGUCCGCCUCGGUACCACGCCGCGUUAGCCUCGUCGUCGUUAAUCAUGAUUCUGCGUGACCUGCGACCCGCCAGGACGCCGUCAGCAGCAUGCCGUGCGAGGAAGGACACCGCCGCUCAGGAAGGACGCGUGCACGUGUCGCCGCGAUAGCGACCACGACGUUGCUUCUGCUCACGCUGAACAUCAAGUGCAUAGAGACUAACGAGAGUUUAAAGCGGGGAUGCAAGUUGGAAGGCCUUCACCCUCUUCUUCUCGUCACCUAUAAACAGAUCACUAUAUCUGUAGAUAAGAUCGGUGUACCUCACAAUGAACGGGUCACGGUGAGAUGUCGAGAGUUAGGUAAAUACAAGUUCAUCGGCGACUCCUUAUUGCAUUGCCACGACGGCACGUGGAACGGAAAAAUACCUUAUUGCGUGCCUACUACGUCCCUUUCUAAUUAUACCGAAGAUGUACCACCGACCAUUCUCUUCGGUCUACCCGCUGGUUCGGCCGCAGUAGAACCGACCGGUUCGCUCGCCGUUUUCCCAGGAAGUAUCCUACACCUGGAGUGCCUCUUCUCUAGGAAGUUGGGCAAUCCCGAGUGGACGUGGACCUCAACGUUCCGUCGAUAUCUGACGGGAUGGGCGAUCGCUGCACGGGAAAGAGACUGGAAGUAUCGCCUGUCGAUAUACUACGCCAAGCCUCAUGAUUCCGGGAUAUACACGUGCUCCACACCCAAAGGAUUGAACAACUCCAUAGGAGUCCGCGUCAUAGAUGUUCAAUGUUCGGUACUAGAGAUCCCGGAUCCACCAUUGAUCAGUCGCAUCGAGGGUAGCCGAAUGGGACACAAUGCUGUCUUCGAGUGUCCAGCGGGAUACAGACUGGAAGGUGCUUCUACUAUCACGUGCCAAUACAACGGCAAAUGGUCGGCGGACGUGCCGCAUUGCGAGGAAAUCGAAUGUCCACCGAUGGACAUCCCGGAUAAUGCGUUAUUGCAACUAAUCGAGCACAAUAAUACUUAUGGCGGUAGAGUUGUCUUCACCUGCAUGUGGGGACACAAGCUUUCGGGUCCGCAGAGCAUGAAAUGCGAAGGGGAUGGCAAGUGGAACGGAUCUAUGCCGACUUGUUUGGAGAUUACUUGUCCUGUGCCGGAAACGCCACAAGGCGGACGCAUCGUCGAACAAACGCGAUACUCUAAUGAAAAGCAGUAUCCCGGCAAAAUAUACAAAGUUGGCGCCUUAGUGAGAUUUGCAUGUCGACCGAAUCACCAAUUGAUAGGAGAAGCAUCUAUUAUCUGCACCGAGAACGGUACUUGGUCUCACCAUCCGCCCAUAUGUAAAGUAAGAUGUCCUUACCCAGGCGAUCCUCCUCAUGGCCGAAUCGCGCCUCUCAAAUUUUGGUACAAACCAGGAGAUAACAUACAGGUAACGUGCUCGCCUGGCUAUGUAACUCCCCUGGAGCCGGUGAAGAAGCCAUCGUGUCUGGAAAAUGGUGUUUGGAAUGCACCGCCGCCACCUUGUCGAUCUUACAAAGAUGUGUGAGAACGAAAAGGAAUACUCUAAGAAUCUCUCAUGGGACUAUCGCUAUUUUAUCUUAUACGACGAAAAACAUUCGAUAUUUAUUAUACGGGUAGCAAACAUGCAUAAAUAUUAAGAGAAACGUGGAAACUCGCGUGAAGCACUUGCUUCACAUUUCGAAUUGGUAGAUACGUUAUGUAAAGUUAAUGAUCUUAUCAGACGAUGAAUAUAAUUACAGUUUACGAUUUAUCGAAUCGAUAAAUAAUCACGAGUAGAUCACACUGGAAGAAGCAUCUUGCGUUAAACGUAGGCCACGGAACGAUCAGUAUUUUCUUUAUAAUUCUCUUCCAGACGUACAACGACUUUAAUAAAAGCAAAUCCCUUUUUCAUAA